UUUUUGAAACUUCCUUGGCUAUUUUUCUGUAUUCUUUGGAGUUACAGUGCAUGGGAAUUACUACAAGGAAAUGUUCUAGGGGAGACGACGGGAGGAUGUAGGGAUGGUGAAGAAAGCGCAGAACUGGGGCUUAAGGCAACUAUACCACUAGCUGCCGCAGCCCUCCAAAUGGCUCGCAUCCCUGCCGUGUACAUCACUGAUUAUGACCAAGAUCCCCUUCAGGUGGAGCCUUAUUGGGAACCCUAUUAUACUCUGACGAAUGAUGUGGCUGGCGGAGACUCAUCCUCGGAGGGGUGUGGGCGCCUGGGUGUGGGCCUGGAGGAGGAGGGCGAGAUGGCGGCAGCGCCCUUCAAGCAGGUGGUGGUCGGGAUCUGCGCCAUGGAGAAGAAGUCCGGGUCCAAGCCCAUGAAGGAGAUCCUGACGCGGCUGGAGGAGUUUGAGUACCUCAGGCCCGUUAUCUUCCCCGAGGAGGUCAUACUCAAGGAACCUGUAGAAAAAUGGCCAGUAUGUGACUGCCUCAUCAGCUUUCACUCAAAGGGCUUCCCGCUAGAGAAGGCCCAGGCAUAUACAGAUCUGCGUAAGCCAUACAUCAUUAAUAAUCUUGAUAUGCAGUAUGACCUCCAGGACAGAAGAGCUGUGUAUAGCACAUUACAAAGAGAGGGGAUUGAGCUACCAAGAUUUGCCAUUCUGGACAGAGAUUCCAAAGACCCUUCUAAACGGGAACUGAUUGAAGGUGAAGAUCACGUGGAGGUGAAUGGAGUGGUGUUCAACAAACCAUUUGUAGAGAAGCCUGUAUCUGCUGAAGAUCACAACAUCUACAUCUACUAUCCUACUUCAGCAGGGGGAGGAUCCCAGAGGUUGUUCAGAAAGAUUGGUUCCAGGAGCAGUGUCUAUUCUCCAGAAAGCAGAGUUAGAAAAACUGGGUCGUAUAUAUAUGAAGAUUUUAUGCCCACAGAUGGAACAGAUGUCAAGGUAUACACAGUAGGACCUGAUUACGCCCACGCAGAGGCACGGAAAUCACCUGCACUGGAUGGAAAAGUUGAAAGAGAUAGUGAAGGGAAGGAAGUUAGAUACCCUGUGAUAUUAUCCAAUGCAGAAAAAUUAAUAGCAAGAAAAGUGUGUAUUGCAUUUAAGCAGACAGUGUGUGGGUUUGAUUUAUUAAGAGCAAAUGGAAAGUCAUAUGUAUGUGAUGUAAAUGGGUUUAGUUUUGUCAAGAACUCCAGCAAAUACUACGAUGAUUGCGCAAAGAUCCUUGGCAACAUGAUAUUGCGUGAAUUAGCGCCAACAUUCCACAUCCCUUGGGCAAUUCCUUUCCAGCUAGAUGACCCUCCUAUUGUACCAACUACCUUUGGAAAAAUGAUGGAACUGCGAUGUGUGGUUGCUGUUAUCAGACACGGUGACAGAACGCCCAAACAGAAGAUGAAGAUGGAAGUCAGACAUCCCAAAUUCUUUGAGCUCUUUGCCAAAUAUGAUGGUUAUAAAGAUGGUCAUGUCAAGCUGAAAAAGCCCAAACAGCUGCAAGAGGUGCUGGACAUUGCGCGGGGAUUGCUGGCAGAGAUCGAGCAGAACCGCGCAGACCCAGAGACCGAAGAGAAGAAGGGGAAGCUGGAGCAGUUGAAGAGUGUCUUGGAAAUGUAUGGCCACUUUUCGGGUAUCAAUCGCAAAGUUCAACUGAAGUACCAACCGAGAGGGUGGAAGAGACGUUCAAGUAGCGAGGAAGGUGACUCUCCUCGUGAACCCUCUCUUGUGUUGAUCCUGAAGUGGGGUGGAGAACUGACUCCAGCAGGGCGCAUUCAGGCAGAGGAGCUGGGUCGUAUUUUCCGCUGUAUGUACCCCGGAGGCCAAGAACGAUCUGAGUGGAUUGAAGAAUCUUUGGCUGGAUACCAGUGCUCAUUCUCUGCUGCUGUGAUUGAGGAUAUUGGAAAGAUCUACAAGGAGGAAUUUUCCAUUCCGCCUUGUUUAAGCAAGUACGAGGGUCUGAUCUCUAGAAAGUGUGCUGUCAUGCUUUACCUGAAGCAGAUGCCAAGGGGAUAUAGGAAGCUUAUGAUGAAAGAUGAACAAUGGCACCGUGCCAUGGACUACGUAGGUGCAGUGUCAGAGCUGAAUUACCUGAGCCAGAUUGUCAUAAUGCUGUACGAAGACCCAACCAAGGACCCAACCUCAGGUGACAGUGUAAAGCAAGACCACGACCUCACACAAGAAGACAUGGAGAAGCUCAAUCCCACCAACUCAAGGUCCAUCUCAACGGCACUUGAGUUCAUCCAGAACCCAGUUAGGAUGUGUGAACAUGUCUAUGGCCUCAUCAAGAAGCUCAAUGAACGGAUUAAGAUUAGAAAGGAAGAUCAAAAGACUAAGGAAUCCUAUAUGGGGAAAAAAUUACACAAAUUCAGGGUGAAGAACCGUCUCCAUGAGGCCAUGCAGCAAGACCACGACCUCACACAAGAAGACAUGGAGAAGCUCAAUCCCACCAACUCAAGGUCCAUCUCAACGGCACUUGAGUUCAUCCAGAACCCAGUUAGGAUGUGUGAACAUGUCUAUGGCCUCAUCAAGAAGCUCAAUGAACGGAUUAAGAUUAGAAAGGAAGAUCAAAAGACUAAGGACCUGCCCCUGUACCAUGGUGAAUCUUGGGAACUAAUGCAGCGCAGAUGGGCCAAGCUGGAAAAAGACUUCAGAACCAAGAACCGAAACUUUGACAUUUCCAAGAUCCCUGACAUUUAUGAUUGCAUUAAAUAUGACCUUCAACACAAUCACCAUACACUGCAGUUUGAGUAUGCGGAAGAGCUUUACAAAUGUGCAAAGUACUUGGCUGAUGUUGUGAUUCCUCAGGAAUAUGGUAUGACCCAGCAAGAAAAACUGGCCAUCGGUCAAGGCAUCUGCACUCCUCUUUUGAAAAAAAUCCGAGCUGACUUGCAAAGGAAUGUCGGAGAGGAGGAGAGCGAGGAAUAUCAAGGGGAAAGCAUCAACAGGUUAAAUCCAAUAUAUUCCCAUGGGGUCAGCAGUCCAGGCCGCCACGUACGCACAAGGCUUUACUUCACCAGCGAGAGCCACAUCCACUCACUUCUGACCGUUCUCAGAUUUGGAGGAUUAAUAGAUACGAUGAAAGAUGAACAAUGGCACCGUGCCAUGGACUACGUAGGUGCAGUGUCAGAGCUGAAUUACCUGAGCCAGAUUGUCAUAAUGCUGUACGAAGACCCAACCAAGGACCCAACCUCAGGUGACAGGUUCCAUGUUGAGCUGCACUUCAGUCCGGGUGUCAACUGCUGUGUUCACAAGAAUCUGCCUCCAGGACCUGGCUUUCGACCCAAGAGCAGGAACGAACCUCCUCUGUCCCCCAAAGCUGAGGCAGAAAUGAGGCGAGCAAGAGCCACCUCACGCAUUGAGGAAGAGGGCGACCUCCAGUACAUCCUGGAGGAGAUGGGAGAACGUGAUGCAGAAAGGGAGGAGGACAAAGAUGGAGAGAAGAAGGAAAGGGUUCAUUUCCACCCAAGGGGAAGCGUGAGUAUUACAACAGGAGGCUAUGAGCAGGUCCCCCAGUCUUCGUCCUUGUCUCUCGACACGGAUCAGAGGAGUAAGGAUCUCUUGACCCCACCAGCAAAGGUGUUUCCAGAUAAAUAUGUUGAGUUCCCUGAUGGUGUGAUGCAACCAGGAGGUGUAGACACAACUGAUGGAGACAUAACCAUGCCCAACAAGUCUGAGCCAAUACCCAUAUCUAUGAGGUCCCAUUCCGACUGUGGGCUGGUGCCUGUGGAACUGCGAAGACCCUAUCCGAUUUUACGAUCUCUCUCGGAUGGUGCCGCCUCCUACAAGCAAUCACCAGCCCCUGACGCUUCACUCACAAGACCGCGGUCCUUAGAGACGGAAAAUAACCUCAAUCCCGACAGUACUUCUAAGCCAGAAAAGGCCAGCUCCAGUUUAGAUUCGGUCAACGACGAAGAGAGCCUCCGUCGCCACCGCCACAGCAUCCCAGGCCACCUCAGCUCAUACUUGAACUUCCUGGCGGGCUUACAGCAGAAGGCUGUCACUGCCAUCACACCAGCAGUCCCUGUGUUCUCCACGGCAGUCAUCUCGGGCUCCACAUCAGCUCCAGACCUCAGGGAUAACUUUACAGCCCUUCCCUUCUCUACUGACAUUGAAGGCCUUGGAGGUGUUCCUUCCAUCCGACCCCUGGAGACCCUCCACAAUGCUCUCUCCCUGCGACAACUGGACACGUUCUUGGAACGCAUGGCUCUGGCACAGUUCCGCACGCCCCUCUCCUCCCCUCCUAAGAUGCCAUCAACGCCCAAACACCCCCGCUCGCAGCCUCCUCCUCUAGGGUUGCAGUCCCCUUCUUCCAGUAUUGGCUGGUCUGGACCCCCCUCCUUCGUGUCGUCUUCUGGCCCCUCCUCCCCCAACCUCACCACACUGGAGUUCUUCUCACAUGUGCACCAACGCUACGACACCUACAUGCCACCAUCUUCACCCAUGUACCUCAUUUCUGUACCAUCUCACACCACAACUUCAGACACCAUUGUCAACACCACCACAGCUGUAGAACACCCUCUCCAUUCCUGUCUCACUACAAACACCAAAUCCUCAGUCGCUGCCACCAUGACAUCUGUUGCCACACUGCCUACCACAGCCAAGGAGAGUGUACUGGCUGCUUCUCACACUGACAUGACUGCUGUUUCUGCUGCUGCUGCUGCUGCUUCUGUGCCUGUAAAUGAUCUAACCAACUGUGUAUUCCCUGGUUACAAUCAUCAAGAGGUGUUGUUAGGCUCCACUCCACAUGGCAGUGCAGUUGAGUGCAGUAACAGCGAAGUGGAGAUGUUCACCUCAGGAGAAGGAAGUAGUAGUCCUACCUCACCGUCCGAGGGCUCGGAGAGCUUAGGAUCACACUCGCAGACAGAGGUGGCAUCAGUCAUUGAGCGCGGUGACACUGCCACACCAGAUACUCAUAGUGAUGCCCAAGACCCAGAUAAUUCAUGCAGUGAAAGUCAACCAGAUGCAGAUGAAAGAGGUCUGCCCAGUGCUCAAGAGAAAUCUGCCGCCUCGGACUGAAUGUGACCAAAGCUCUUCUAGCAUAUAUUGUCUGUGACUUAGUUUUCCAAGGAUUAUGGCAUCCAAACAGUAUAAAUAAUGUGCAGGUUUCAUUUCUAUAAUUAAUUACACUGAUGCUACUUAAGCAAUAGUUUAAUUGUAACUUAUUUGUGCCAGGUUUUGAAAGUAUUUAAAAGUAAGAUAUUUGGAUGUGAACUUCUUCACAUAAUUGCUAUUUUUUGUAUGUUAAGUUAACCAGCUUAGGUAUUGUUUGAUAAUGUGUGAGCAAGAAGAAAAGUGCUUUCUAUGAUUUUUUUCAUUUGUUCCAUAUGAAAGCAAAAAUUUAGGCUGUGGCUAUUGAUUGCACCUGUUUCCAACAUUUAUUUGCUUUUUUAUACUUGAAUGGAAUUUCUUGCAUCUCUAUGCUUCAGGGGAAUGUAUUUGUAGUUUUUCUCCCUUUUUUGUUAGAAUGUUCAAAGAAAAUAAGAUACUAAGAAAAGCAGCCUUAUAGCACUGUAAUGCAUACCUGAUUUAUCUAAGUUUCAUCUAGCCUGACACUUGAUGUUUUCAUCUCCAAAUUACACCAUCAGGUUGACUUACCUGUUCUAAUUGAUCCUGAUAAUAAUUGUCUUCACCUGUUUGAAUCUAACUGACCUGACUUAACCAGACCCAGCUGAAUGUGAAGUAACCCACCUGAGUUUACCUCAUGGCAGCCAUAGGUAACCUAGCCUGUCCUUGUCCAGCUUGAUCUAACCAAACCUAACCUAACCCAUACCAACCAAAAUUAUCCAUGCUAGCCUAACGAAACUUAACUUAAAUCUAGAUCUCCAAGAUUGUAUUAGCUGGAUAGGGAUUUGAGGCUGACCAUUAUAUAUAUAUAUAUAUAUAUAUAUA
This is a messenger RNA of Penaeus chinensis, 5910 nucleotides long. Its product is annotated as inositol hexakisphosphate and diphosphoinositol-pentakisphosphate kinase 2-like. The record is from RefSeq and is a predicted model, not a curated record. Gene Ontology annotation, molecular function: 5-diphosphoinositol pentakisphosphate 1-kinase activity; diphosphoinositol pentakisphosphate kinase activity; inositol hexakisphosphate kinase activity. Gene Ontology annotation, biological process: inositol metabolic process; inositol phosphate biosynthetic process. NCBI's taxonomy places the organism in Eukaryota, Metazoa, Arthropoda, Malacostraca, Decapoda, Penaeidae. Gene Ontology annotation, cellular component: cytosol. The transcript is spliced from 35 exons. Bases 169 to 5037 code for a protein of 1622 amino acids.